Molecule: messenger RNA, 719 nt
Organism: Plodia interpunctella (Indianmeal moth)
Lineage: Eukaryota; Metazoa; Arthropoda; Insecta; Lepidoptera; Pyralidae
Gene: mRpS10
Product: mitochondrial ribosomal protein S10
Exons: 3
Coding region: 150-668 (172 amino acids)
Cellular component (GO): mitochondrion; mitochondrial small ribosomal subunit
Source: RefSeq, a predicted model, not a curated record
GUCACUUCGUAAAUUGUGAUUUUAGGUUAUGUUAUUUUGGAAUGGAUGGGAAUUGAGAAUUUUCGUAAAAAGGUUGUAAAUAAAGUCAAAGGAAAAAUUAAAGCGGGUUGUAUUAUCAAUACCUAUAUAGUUUAAUAAUAAAGUGUAGCAUGAAUUUAACAAAGAAUAUCUGGCGAUUUGCGCCAGUUGUACGCAGUGCGAUCAACUCCAACUUGGCGUUUAUGAGACCUCUGUCGACGCCUGUAACUCGAAUAUCAGCAAAACCUAUAGAGAAUACUCCAGUGUCCCAUGAACCCGACAAGUUGUAUAAAAAGGUGGAAUUAGAGAUGAGGGGCAUUGAUCCCGCAGUAUUGCUAAGUUAUUCUUGGUUUUGUGUUGCAGCAGCUUCACAUUUAGGCAUUGAAGUGACUAAGAGUUGGGCACUCAGAAAAGCAGAGAAAGAAAGGCACACAUUACUGAAAUGUGUACAUAUUUACAAGAAACACAAAGUCCAGUAUGAAAUCCGUACAUACUUCAGAUUUAUUCAUCUUCAGAGGCUCACCGGAUCCACCUGUGACACAUACUUAGAGUACAUCGAAAGGAACCUGCCUGAAGGAUGUGCUUUGAAGGUCACCAAAGUUGAAUGCCAUAAAAUUCCUGAUCAUUUGACGCCACCUGGCAAUGAAUAAUUUAUUUAAUUAGAUUGUAGUGUUUAGAAUAAAACAAUAUGUACUAACACA